Archocentrus centrarchus (flier cichlid) is the source of this 2939-nucleotide messenger RNA. RefSeq names its product ethanolamine-phosphate cytidylyltransferase-like. Gene Ontology annotation, molecular function: ethanolamine-phosphate cytidylyltransferase activity. Gene Ontology annotation, cellular component: cytoplasm. The record is from RefSeq and is a predicted model, not a curated record. Gene Ontology annotation, biological process: phosphatidylethanolamine biosynthetic process. NCBI's taxonomy places the organism in Eukaryota, Metazoa, Chordata, Actinopteri, Cichliformes, Cichlidae. Bases 211 to 1416 code for a protein of 401 amino acids. The transcript has 13 exons.
CUCAUUUUUGGCCAACUUGACGCAAAGGUCGUCGUGCGUCCCUGCGUCGCCGGUAGAGGAGGCAUUGGCGCAACGCACUACUCCCGCUGCUGCUGAUACAGAAACCGGCUGUCCUGCUGAAACGGGACACACAACCGACACGGUCCGGUAACCACCUCAUUUGACGAGAGUUCAUCUGUCGCUCCAAGUUGCACAGUCAGCAGCUUCACCAUGAUCAAGAACGGGCAUCACCACCACCAAGUGAACACAGCAGCCGGGAAAGACGCAGGCACGACCCCGGGCGCCGCAGCUUGCAGUCCGGAGAAGAGGAGGCGAAGAAUCCGGGUGUGGUGCGAUGGCUGCUAUGACAUGGUGCAUUAUGGCCACUCCAACCAGCUGCGGCAGGCCAAGGCCAUGGGAGAUUACCUCAUUGUUGGAGUACACACUGACAGUGAGAUUUCAAAGCACAAGGGUCCGCCAGUCUUCACUCAGGAAGAAAGAUAUAAGAUGGUGCGGGCCAUAAAAUGGGUGGAUGAAGUCGUGGAAGGAGCUCCUUAUGUCACCACCCUCGAGACCCUCGACAAGUAUAACUGUGACUUUUGUGUGCACGGAGAUGAUAUAACAUUAACUGUGGAUGGAAAAGAUACAUAUGAAGAGGUGAAGAAGUCAGGACGGUAUAGGGAGUGUAAGAGAACCCAGGGAGUUUCAACAACAGACCUGGUUGGCAGGAUGCUGCUGAUGACCAAAGCACACCACAGCAACAUUGACAGUUCAGACUAUCAAGAGCACACAGACAACUUUGGAAAAAAGGGCCAUAGUCCCUGGACAGGGGUGUCUCAGUUCCUUCAGACAUCUCAGAAAAUCAUCCAGUUUGCUUCAGGCCAGGAGCCUCAACCUGGAGACACUAUAAUCUAUGUGGCAGGAGCCUUUGACCUCUUCCACAUUGGCCAUGUGGACUUUCUGGAAGCCGUGCAUAAGCUUGCAGAAAAGCCUUACAUUAUAGUGGGGUUACACUUUGAUCAGGAGGUGAAUCGUUACAAAGGGAAAAACUACCCCAUCAUGAAUGUCCAUGAAAGGACUCUGAGCGUCCUGGCUUGUCGAUAUGUGUCAGAAGUGGUGAUCGGCGCACCUUUUGCUGUCACAAAAGAUUUGCUGGAUCAUUUCAAGGUGGAUCUUGUUUGCCAUGGAAAGACAGAAAUAUAUCCUGAUAAAGAUGGAUCCGACCCUUAUGCUGAGCCCAGAAGAAAAGGAAUCCUGCGUACUGUUGACAGUGGGAACAGCCUCACUACGGAUGCCAUUGUGCAAAGGAUAAUCAAAAACAGGUUGCUAUUCGAGGCGAGGAACCAGAAGAAAGAGGCCAAAGAGAUUGCAGUGAUCCAAGCCAUGAAGCGACAAGAGGAAGAAAAGACUAAAGAAAGAGCACAGGCUGUGCUGUAGGCACCUUCAGCUGACAGUGACCCUUUCAACUAAUAUAAACUCAUGUACAUUAUAAUCAACCCUUUUGUAAGUGCUAUGACACCCUCCACACAUGAUCCUGACUAAUAUCAGUAGUCUUUACAGCAGCCCCUUCUUUAACCAGGGUGACGUAAUCUGCUGUGGGAUCAUCAGGUAAUAAUAUAGUGUGCAACGAGGGUGUAUCAAUAUGUUCAGCAUAUGCAAUUAUAUGUUUGUGUCAGUCAACAAUCACACAUGCAAAUGAUAAGAUAUAUUAAAAGUUUGGAGGAAGAUGUCACUAUAUAUUCAAAUGUCUAUUUUAUGCCAUUUUUAAUUCUUUAAAUACUUUUUCCUAUUAAAAAAAAAGCAUUUUAUCUUAUUCCUUGGGCAUAUGCAGUGUGCGAUCUUGAACUGUUGGUUAGACACUUGAUUAUAUAACAAGAAGUGAUUUGAUUUGUCAUUUCAGUGGGGCUGAUGCUGCUGUUUGCCCAGCAAUGGGCUAGCCUCACAACUAAUCUAUUACACUAUGUGUGUCUGUGUGUGUUAUAAAAGCGACUGCAGGCUCUCUGGAGGAUGCUGACAACACGCGAGAAUCAGGAGAGAGAUCUCUCCCUGCUUCUCUGUUCUGUACAUACCAGAUUCUGUUUCGGAUGGCACAGACUGCACAGAAAAUCUAAACAUUUUAAAUGAAGUUUGUUAUUUUUGUUUUGUUUUUUUUUUUAACUCAAAAAUGCACAUUGUUGAGAUCUGAACAUCUGGCCUUUUGAGUGCAGUAGCUCUAAUUUUUUUUUUAUUUUUUUUAUUAUUAAUCAACACAUGGCACAUUUAUCCUAACAUACAGAAACUUAUGGUUUUAACCUUUAGCUUUCACGGUAUUACUACAGAACUAUGGCAGAUGCUCAGAGUUGUUGACUUGAUCAUGAAGUAGACCUCUUACUGUCUCAAUUUAACGUCUGUCUCUAUAUCAAACAGGAUUAAAUUAUAUAUUUUUUUGUAGAUGUAUAUUUUACUCACCUCCUCUCCAUUAAUUCCUGUAUAGAUGUUUUCAUAUCGUUUCAAAAACAUUGUCUGUAUGUCAGUUUGGAAUGUAUUAAGUAUAGGCUAUAAUCAAUAUGUUACGUAUGCUGCAGAAACUGAUUGGACUGCAGUAUAUUAUUGCUGAUAAUAACAAUUUAUUCUGAAAAGCUGUUUGUCUUUUAUACACAGUGUGUUGUUUGUCUUCACAGUUAAUGCGAUUCCUCGGUUAAGGAAGCAGAUGACGAAGCUGCACAUUAGUUACAUUAUAAAAGGGUAAAGUCAUGUUUUGGACACAGAAACGACCUUUGAUUAGAGAGCCAGAAAGAGAUCAUCUGAUCUGAGUUUUGCAACAUAUGAGUCACACAGAGCUCGUUAAAUGUCAGGCCAUUCAUGUAAGUUUAUUAUAGCAGCUGAUUAGUGCCCAGCACAGUUCUGUAAGCUUUCCAAAAAGAGAAGAAGAAGGAGAGAGUUUGAUAAAAUACGUGUAAAUGUUUAAAACGGAGGCAUGA